ACGAGUUAUUACAUCACACAAAAAUGGCCGCUCUCAUUGACUUCAAAACGUGAACUUGUUUACCUUAACGUGUUUACGGUGUUUGUGCUUGGAAGCUUAUUUUAAAAGUCUUUCUUAAUAAGAGUCAUGUCAAUAAUUGGCAAGUUAUUAAAAUAUGGAGUAACAUUUGAUAGCAUUGAGUGUUCAAGACAAGCGCUACCAGUGCUCGAUUUCGUGCGAUGGAGAAAACCACGGUGGGUCACACGAGCGAAAAGUAAAGAAUUUGUUCUUUCAAAGCGACAUGAGUAUAACACCGAAGAAACAGAAUGGCUUAGAAGGACGGAAAAUCACUAUCGAACUCAGAUGAAAGCAAUCUGGCAACUUAUUAAAUUAGUACCUGAUCAGAGUUUGCCAAAUGAUUUAAAAAAAAAAGCUGACAAAGAAAAAAUUGCUAAAGCUAGCUGGAAAGAAAUGGAGGAAAGAAUGAAAGAUUGGAAUGAACAAGUUGCCAUGAUACGGGAAGCAGAACAGUCAAAGAUGAACCAACAAAGACAGAAUAAGCUCUUAGGUUGGCUUAAUCAGGAACAGCUCAUCAGUGAACAGUUUUCUGAGGAAACGCUAAAACGUCUCCAAAGAGAAAAGGAAGCAGGGUUUAUUACACCAGAAAAUGUGGAGCAAAAACUAAUGGAAAGUUUAGAAACAACAGCAGAUUAUGAGUUUGCUCUUGAUAAAGAAGGUGUUAGAGUAAUCAACUUUGAUGAGAGUACUGAAAAGAAGCAGGGAUGAUGUCUCUCCUACCAACUUGCAUCGAACCAUUGACUUGCAGUAAAAUCCCAUUUGAUGCAUCUGUGCUUUGUUGCAGAAAAUUUUUUCAAGGAUGUGUUGAAUGUGUUCUGAGACUAUGGAUUGCAAACUCUGUUACUUAGUUUUAAAUGAAAGAACAGAAUGAUUGUCAAACAAAAUAUUGAUGAUUACUCAAAGAUAAAGUAAAAAAAAUUGGAAAGUGAAUAUAAUAAUCAUGGAUUUUAAUUAAACAAUUCUUAUUUUUUGUUAUUAAUGCUAAUACAUUGUCAUUUAAAGACCAAGCUUCAUGUAAAUAUUUACUUGUUGACUACUGCUAAGAAACAUUAUGCUAAUGAGUUUGCCCAGAGAUUAAAACAUUUAUACAGUUACAUAAUAA
Molecule: messenger RNA, 1159 nt
Organism: Magallana angulata
Lineage: Eukaryota; Metazoa; Mollusca; Bivalvia; Ostreida; Ostreidae
Product: probable 28S ribosomal protein S26, mitochondrial
Exons: 4
Coding region: 127-765 (212 amino acids)
Cellular component (GO): mitochondrial small ribosomal subunit
Source: RefSeq, a predicted model, not a curated record